AUGCCUAUCACUCUCACCACGGCCGCACAUCCCCCUCGAAAAUGGGAAACCCCAAGGGUAUCCACAGUGGAAGAGCUGUUUGCCCGUUCAUGUCCGGAGGACCAACGCCAAAGCCAAAAGCUCAUCCAGAGCUCGUUUCCUGAGAGUUCCUUUCGCGAGAAUCAUGUCUCUGCCUCUCAACACGGCUUUGUCUGGGCCGUUUUCAACGCCUAUAGUUAUCAUCAUAACUUGAUAAUUCGACCAGAAGAUGUCUGGUUUUCCAUUUUGACGCAACUCAGUUUCUUUAUAAAUGCACAUGCAGAGGAACUUCGAUCCUUUUUUGUCUCGCAUGAAGGGAAGAAAGAACUUGAAGUCAUUGAUGUUGGAACUAUCGAUAGCGUUGACCUAGGCGCCCUAGUUUUACAGAUGACCAGGCUGAUCGAGAAGAACGUGGUGGAUGAAGAGUUACGAGCCUGGAUUAUGCCAACCUUCAGCACUACAACCAAGUCUGAUAAUGUGGUCGCGGCGAUCUUGAUGAUGGGUGCUUUGCAGAAAUACUUCUCGUACAAGAUUUCAAUGGCUUGUGGAAUUCCGUCCGUCACUUUGUUAGGCGAGAGGAAGGACUGGGCGCAGAUUGUGAAGAAGCUUGAUAAGCUUCAUCAACUAGGGGACGAACCAGCACGAUUUGCUCAGCUUCUUCGACCGGUCCUCAAUAACUUUGUUGCCUCUUUUGACAAUCCAGACUCACCCGAAGUACUGGAUUUCUGGACCAGAUGUGCCCACAGGCACUCCAUGGGCAGCGGGCCAGACUAUUUAUGCGGCUGGAUUUCGGUCUUCUGUUUCUGGGCUGAAGAUGGGAAGCUCCUCCAUCGAGAACCAAUCCAUCCCACCUUCUCACCCGAAUUCGAAGCACGAAACUCUACAUUUGGAUUGGAAGACGCGUUGUCGCGCCGCAUUGACACGGAUGAUGUCCCAUCUGGAUUCGCCUCGGUGCCCGUUACCGUCGAUGAUGAUGGAAUCAUAUAUGAAACCAUGAUGCUAGCUGGACUUAUCGGUAUCCAAGCUACAUCGAGCGGAGUGAUGUUGGAUGGCACUAGAUAUCAUAAUGACAAGAACUCCUACCGAAGAGGUGCUGACGGUCAGCUUGAACCGGUUGUUUAUACCGUUCCGCUUCCGACCGAAGAGGCUGGACUUGAUUCUAUUCAACCAGUGUCAGGAUGGUGGAUAUAUGAAAAGCGGCCCGCAGAUCAAACAAAAGAACGCGAUUGUGAAAGCUGGGUGUCCAGAUGUUAUGAUUGGGAUAGUAUCGCUUCUGAUAUUGAUUCAAAAUUGGAGCUGGGGCUAUUUGCCGGAGCUGAGGAGCUUAAGCAUUCCUGA
Messenger RNA from Penicillium coprophilum, 1356 nucleotides. Its product is annotated as DUF4419 domain-containing protein. The coding region runs from base 1 to 1356 and encodes 451 amino acids. Lineage: Eukaryota; Fungi; Ascomycota; Eurotiomycetes; Eurotiales; Aspergillaceae. The transcript has a single exon. The record is from RefSeq and is a predicted model, not a curated record.